CAGUAAACAUUACACUCACACGUUCCAAAAUAAUAAAGACAUCUCACUUUUCCCCUCUCACUGUCACUCAAUCCACAGCUAAAUGGGUGAGAAACAACUCAUACUGACAGAUCCAUUAAUCAGAAAGCAUUGGGAAACCUCACAAGAGCUCAGAAGAACAGGUUUCUGGCUGUGACUUGAAGGAAAGGSCUUGGAAAUCUCCCCAUUCUUUACUCUAAACACUGAAAUAUCUGAAGUAGCUAAGACUGUAAAUGAGAAAAAUAUGAGAUGAGGAUAGGUAGCCUAACUGACAAGUACGUGGCAGAUUGUUGCUGAAUUAGAGCCAAGUGUUGAAGAUCAGAUCGAGAAUUGAACUAAUUCAAUCUCCAGCUAAUUUGUGCAGCUCAACUGCUUUGUAGACCGGGAGCAAUCCGCAGUUGCUAUGACUACACGUAACUAAGGAGAUUUGUUGACAUUGGCAACCGGACGUUCUUGGCAGCUGUCCCCCACGUAACCUAGUUACCAAACAUUUUGCCUUUUUAUAGAAAGUAUUUACUUUUCAUUGAGACACGCUUUAUACAUGCAAUGGACUCCAAUACCUUAUACUACUCCUUGGACCUCGUUUCUGGUAGCGGUUUAACUUUGAGCAGUGAGCAAAAAGCUGCCCUGCAGACUUCCCUGGUCAUUCUGAAGAGGAACAACAAAUUCAAUCGUGUCCUGUUUUGGGGCAAGAUUCUGGGCAUAAAGGGUGACUAUUUCAUUGCACAAGGGGUUUCAGAAGAUGAGAUGACGGAUAAAAAUAGCCUUUACAGUUUCAACUGUGUGGACUGGCACUUGCUUCCCCCUGCCACUGAGGCAAUGCUAGCGGAAGUGUCUGCUGCAGCAAAGGGUCGCUUCGUGGGAGACCCCUCACAUGAGUAUGAGCACACCGAGAUACGGCGGCAAGGGGAGGGGGACGAGGCUGUGGAGGAGGAAGUCAUGAUUAAGGUGAAAGAGGAGAAGAGGCUGGCCUCCACUGUCCACACCAUUGAUAAGGAGGUGUCUGUGGUCCCACGCGGUGCCUUCAUCAAGAGUCCCCAUGGCCUGGUGCAGACCAACCGCAGCUUUGAGGGUCUGUCCUCAUUGGAGGCGGGUAAACUCAGCUACUUCCUGCACUUCACUGAGCCGCAGAAACUGAAGAAGAAAUCCAUCCUGGAGAUGGCUGACCUCAACCGCUCCAUCGACUUCCUGGAUCCUUUGAGUGAGGAUAUCCCCAAAGGGUCGUGGAGCUUGCAGUUUGAGCGUGGCAGCACAGUGUGUGUGAUCCGUAGCAUGCUGUGGCUGGGCCUGACCUCGUUCCACGUACCCAUGACCCCCCAGCACGGAUACAUCUACAUGGGCGACGGACUGAAGAACUUGGACCUGCCCUUCAUGCUUUAAAGAGCCAGUGAGAUCCAGAGCUGGAGCCAACACCUACCACUUAUCUAAACUGAGAAUCAUCAUAAACCUCUCAUCUGAGCAAGCAGUGUUCUAUCCCCACCCAAAACAGUUCUAUUUAUGCAAGAGAUGUUUCUUUACUGUUAUUUAAAGUAAAUAAACAAACUAAAAUCAUUAA
This is a messenger RNA of Salvelinus sp. IW2-2015, 1573 nucleotides long. It is a transcript of the gene rsph9, whose product is annotated as radial spoke head component 9. Gene Ontology annotation, biological process: cilium movement involved in cell motility; motile cilium assembly; axoneme assembly. Gene Ontology annotation, cellular component: radial spoke; axoneme. The record is from RefSeq and is a predicted model, not a curated record. Lineage: Eukaryota; Metazoa; Chordata; Actinopteri; Salmoniformes; Salmonidae.